Schistosoma curassoni is the source of this 429-nucleotide messenger RNA. NCBI's taxonomy places the organism in Eukaryota, Metazoa, Platyhelminthes, Trematoda, Strigeidida, Schistosomatidae. The record is from the annotation of a GenBank genome assembly.
AUGACUUUAACAACUUUAUUAGCUGGAUAUAAAAUUCAUAGUUUAAAUUUUCAGCCUAAUAAAGAUAUAAUAUCAUAUGUGACAAUUUUAUUGUUACUAUGCUGUCAUGCAAAUACUGAUAACCCUAUAAAUACAACUAAUAAUGAACAUCAAGAAAAGACUUUAUUGAACUUAACAUUAUUAUUUAAUGAUAGUGAUCAAUUAAAUAAUAAAAAGUUUAAUGAUUGUUCAAUUUCUUUAACAGAAUUUAUUAUUUAUUUUUAUAUUCAACCUAUAAUUUGUUUUAUUGGAUUUAUAUUGAAUAUAUUGAAUGUGAUUAUAUUUUGUAGACCACAAUUUUCAGGAGCUGCUUAUGCUUAUAUGAUUGCAAUGUCAUUAGCUGAUGCAAUUACAUUAAUUAGUUAUAUGCCAUCUGGUUUGGUUAGGUAG